Messenger RNA from Hyla sarda, 1302 nucleotides. It is a transcript of the gene GUCA1C, whose product is annotated as guanylate cyclase activator 1C. Lineage: Eukaryota; Metazoa; Chordata; Amphibia; Anura; Hylidae. The transcript is spliced from 4 exons. Bases 12 to 638 code for a protein of 208 amino acids. Gene Ontology annotation, molecular function: calcium ion binding; calcium sensitive guanylate cyclase activator activity. The record is from RefSeq and is a predicted model, not a curated record.
GGAACAAGUGGAUGAAUCUGUGGAGCCCUGUCAAUGGAAUGCCAAGCACAAGAUUGCUUCAAAUAAGCAUUAUGGGUACAGCUAACUCAACUGCAGAUGAUAUUAAUGCUCUCGAGAUACAUCACUGGUACAGAAAAUUUAUGAGAGAGUGUCCAUCUGGCCAGCUAAGCUUGCAUGAGUUUAAAGGAUUACUUGGCCUGCAAGGUAUGAAUCCAGAAGCAAACAGAUACAUUGAGCAAGUGUUCAGUACUUUUGAUAUGAACAAGGAUGGAUUUAUUGACUUUUUGGAAUUUAUUGCUGCAAUAAACUUAGUUUUACGAGGAAAAAUUGAUCAGAAGUUAAAGUGGUAUUUUAAACUAUAUGAUGCAGAUGGAAAUGGAUCAAUAGACCGAAAAGAAUUGCUAAGUAUAAUAACGGCAGUUCAAGCCAUAAACGGUCACCAGGGAAUAAACCCUGAGGAAUUCACAGCAUUGCUGUUCAAUAAAAUUGAUGUCAAUGGAGACGGUGAACUGACGUUAGAAGAAUUUAUUGGUGGAAUACAAAAGGAUGCAGAACUAUUUGAAAUCAUUUCAAAAAGCUUUGACCUAUCUAACGUGUUGAAAACAAUUCAGAAUGGAAGACGGAGAAGUAUGCCAUAAAUAUCAUAAACCUAGGAUCUCCGUCUAUAGGUCAUUGUCUUACUGUAUGAGGACAUCUUGCUUUCUAGGAAUCUGUACAUACAUCCUUCAGGGAUUAUGUUGGAAGCAUGAUGGCUGUUAAGACUGAGUGAGCAAAACAUCAAAUGUAAGACAUAAGCUUUAUGCUCUUUCCAAGCAUUGCCUUGAAGAAAGAUUUAUAUUAUGUAACAUAGCAAAACCAUACCAGUCUGUGCUAGGGCAUGAAAAAAAGUAAUCUCCCGGCUAUACAUUGAUUUAAAUCCAAUUUAAAUGAAUUUAGAAGGAGAUUGAGUUCCAACUGGAUUAGACAAGAAUAGAGAAGAUACUGUCUGACCUUUUAAUGUAACUAACCACUACUUAAACUGGCUAUAAAAAAGACUCAAACAAGAAGUUUUGAAAAGGUCAUGAUAAUUCUGACAUAAUUUUAAAAUUGUUAAUAAUAAGACCUUUGGAAUACUGGAAUCAACCUAAUCUCAUUAUAUACACUUUAAUUAAAAAUAAAUUUUUACGGAUUACCUAAUAUUUCCUUACAUUUAAAUAUUCAUGUUUCCUGUACAGUGGUCCCUCAACAUACGAUGGUAAUCCAUUCCAAACGGACCAUCGUUUGUUGAAACCAUCGCAUGUUGAGGGAUCCGUGCAAUGUAAA